AUGUCGGGACGCGGAAAAGGUGGCAAGGCUAAAGGGAAGGCUAAGUCUCGUUCCAAUCGUGCUGGACUGCAGUUUCCUGUCGGUCGUAUCCACAGACUCCUGCGUAAAGGCAAUUACGCUGAACGUGUAGGUGCUGGCGCUCCGGUUUAUCUCGCAGCUGUAAUGGAAUAUCUGGCGGCUGAAGUAUUGGAGUUGGCGGGGAAUGCUGCCCGCGAUAACAAGAAGACCAGAAUUAUUCCGAGACAUCUACAACUCGCUAUCCGUAAUGACGAGGAGUUGAACAAACUGCUUUCGGGUGUCACCAUCGCUCAGGGUGGUGUACUGCCUAACAUCCAAGCGGUCUUGCUGCCAAAGAAGACCGAAAAGAAAGCCUAACAAGCAACUGAGUUACAAACGGCCCUUUUUAGGGCCACCAAUUCAAAUGAAGAACAUCUUAUUCGCAA
Dinoponera quadriceps is the source of this 443-nucleotide messenger RNA. RefSeq names its product histone H2A-like. The transcript has a single exon. Gene Ontology annotation, cellular component: nucleosome. Lineage: Eukaryota; Metazoa; Arthropoda; Insecta; Hymenoptera; Formicidae. Gene Ontology annotation, molecular function: structural constituent of chromatin; DNA binding; protein heterodimerization activity. The record is from RefSeq and is a predicted model, not a curated record. Bases 1 to 375 code for a protein of 124 amino acids.